Messenger RNA from Microbotryum saponariae, 1867 nucleotides. NCBI's taxonomy places the organism in Eukaryota, Fungi, Basidiomycota, Microbotryomycetes, Microbotryales, Microbotryaceae. The record is from the annotation of a GenBank genome assembly.
AUGGGGCCUGCACCGUUCGUGCUACCCGGUUAUGCCUGGGACGGCACUCGGUUCUACAAGUCCCUGCCCGGGGCGACUGCGACGUUCCAACCCCCACCGCAUGCCGAAACGGAAUCGCGCGGUUCCACCUCGUCAUCGAACCAUAGCGGCGGGCGCCUCAAGCGUGCCAAGAAGCACCACGCCUCGCAGCCACGCAUCCCGACCUUAGACAUUCAGGAUGCAGGAUCGACCAGUAGACUGAGGCACAUGGCCCUUCUCGCUCCUGGGCAGCAGGUGCUGAUGAAACAGUCAGUCUUUCGCACGAUGCACCUUUGCCGGCCGAGUCGGGAGCCGUGUCAUGAGCUCGCACAUGGGCCUUGAGAUCCGUUCGGCAGGACUGGUUGACCAGAAAGGACUAAGGUCGCAUUCUCCCUCAACGGCUCGUGCAGUGAUCUCGAAUGCCUUUCGUGGCGACAUUACCGCUCAAGCUCGGUCGUCGUUCCCGACUGCCUCAUGAUGGACGACACCAUCACCGCUAUCAGUAUCGACGACGAGAACCCCACCACCUUUCGUAUCGGAACACAAGGCGGAAGCAUAUCGUGCGUUGGGAUCGAUCGCUCGUGGGGCCAAGAAGGCACUGCCAUGGUCAUGGCCACCAUCCUCAGCUGACCCGACGCCUUGCGCAAUUUUUUCUCCUCCUUCCUCUGCACAGCACCGGGAAUCUCGCUCGUCUCGAUGAUCCCGACGGCUAUUACCCACAUGACGAGAUGGGGUGGCGGCCGAGUUGGGUUUUCGCCUCUCGGAUCACCUCCCUUGCUACGUGCGGAUCCCGUUUCCUGUAAGUCAAGUUUAAAGACAUACACUUGGGCCUUCUCAGUUGACCCGGGGGUCGUCUUCAAUUCGCCGACUUGACUGACCUCGGGUCGCUGGUCGCACAUGAUGCAGAGCAACUUGCCUCGGCCCCCCCCUGCAGCGGUGGUCUCUCAAACCAACGAAACCAUUUCUCUAGCGUGAGUGGAGUAGCUACAUCCGCUACGACCGCUCAAACGUUUAUCGCCGGUUCCAAGGACUUACAUGCCGCUCGGCCUCGCGCUGCUGUUCUCGCCAGCUCUGUCACUUUGUCCCCUCGCAAAACUUCGCUUUGGACAUCCGCCUUAUCUCCCUCCCUGAUAGCCCUGGGUCAGUCCGUUCGAGAAUACGACAGCUCUCCCAUGCUGUCGCCGAAGCUCAUCUCCCCACCUGCACCCAGGCUGCGAUCGGAAAGUUUUAAUCUCCCGAGACCCGUCUCACGCAGCGAUGAAUGGCUACUCGACUGGUGGGCGGCACGGCGAUGGUGCGGUGUUCGCCCUCGAUCUCGGCGAGGUGAGCUGCACCAAUACCCGUGAACCCUGUGUUUUUCUAUCACGAGACAAGGUUUGCUGAACUUGUUGGAGAGCUUUGUAGAACAUGGUCCUCGCGGGCACGAGAUCAGGUCGCGUCAAGAUCUUCGAUGUCAGGUCUCCCUGCUCGGCGGAGAUCAAUCGAGAAGAUCCUACAAGACCCGAGGUCAGUUGAUUUCUGACAGCGCUCCAACUCGAAUAGAAAAUUACACGUGGCUGAUGCAUGUGUACUUCUACCCAGCUUCAACUUUCAUUCACAAGCUCCGUCACACACAUUCGGAAACUUUCUUGCCACUCUGGCACGACUUGGGAGGAUCCCCGCCAAGUGCUCGUCGCCACACUGGACGGUCACCUCCAAGCACACGAUCUGCGCUUCGCCACAUCGAGUCUCUCGGAUGAAUCCCGCUCGUCACCUUACAAAUCUUUAUCUCGCUCCGUUGCUAUGGAUCUCAAGGGGCACGUCAAUACAGUCUCUCGCGAGUUGGGACUGGCGCUCUCCCCGAAAGUAA